UCUAUUAUCUCUUAGAACAAAAAUUUCCGUGAUGGUAAAGAGAUGGAAAAUGGAAAAGGCACAGGAUGAAAAAAAAAAAUAUAAUAAUAAAAAUUAAAUAAGAAUUAUCAACGGUGGAACUUAAAUUGAAAAGAUAGAACACCGAAGAAGAACAAAAAACAAUGCAAAAACAAAAACAAAAACAAGAAAAGUAGUAAUAAUAAUAAUAAUCGAUAAACAAAAAUAAUAAAAGAACAACAACAACAGUUGCUCUUGACUACUAUAACUCCACCACCACCUUUCAUAAUUAUUCCUUUUUAUUUCCUUUUUAAAAUUUAUUAAUAAUCUUUUAUCUGUUUUUCUUUCUUCUCUUAUAUAAUAUUUUCGUUUUUAUUAUGAACGAAUGAACGAACGGUGUGAUGAUGAUCGUUUGAUCAUAUGAAUUGAUGAUCGCGUCAAACGGAGAGCCAGCUAAAAAACAAAAACAAAAACAAUGAAAUCUUUCUUUCUUUUUAUUUUAUUAAUUAAUUAAUAACAAUAACAAAGAAAAUGAAAAUGUUCCUCUGACUCUGUGUGUUUGUGACUUUGUGUGCAUGUGUGUUGUUCUAAUUUUGAUGAACUUUUUUUAUUGUGAUGUUUCUUUCGCACUUUCCAAUCUCGUGUUUGAUUUUUUUCGUUUGUUUUUUUUUUCUUUAAGAUGUAAUUUUGGUCAAUUGGUUUAGUUUAUUAUUUUUAUUAUUAUUGCAUGAAGGAAUUGGAGAUAGAGAAGAAUUACUGAACGUGUUUUUUUUUUGUUCAAGUUGUGCAUUUUGUUCUUUAAAAAACUUCUUUUAUUUUUUGAAGGCUCGGUUUAAUGAUUUGGGAUCUUCAGCGUGCGAUGAUCGAAUUGAUGUUUCACGUUUGUGUUAUUGUGGGCCCCAAUAUUAUGGAUUUUAAGAGAGUUGCUAUCCAACACCCCCGUAAUUACUUAAGCCCAAAACAAAAUAAACGAAGUCCAUAUACAUGGUAACAGUCCAUUCAAAAACGGUUUAGAGACAACAUUUUUUUGCAGUAACAUCGGAAUCAAAACGACGAAAAACGAGUUUAACACAGCUUUUGGAGGUUGAGGCUUCAUUGUUCAGCAGCUUCAUUUUGCCGGAAACCUGUUUGAUGAAAUGCUUCACCUACGUCUCAAAGUAAAACUAACUCUAACAUUGGACACACAUUAUUUAACUCUUUAACAUUGGUUGUUCCAUAAGAUUCAGUGUAGUUUAUUCCACUUGGUGUGAGGUUUUUGUGUGCUUGCUAUUUUGCAUAAAGAGGUUUGUUGUGAGGAAGUAGCAUUUCUCAAAAAUCUGUCAUAUUUAAUAUUUUUCAAUUGGGGUUACUAUGGCUAGUAAAACUUUGUUUAAGUGGCCAAAGCAAAUUACAAAUUCACUAGUUGAGCAGUUAAUAAAAGCAGAAAAGGACAUACACAAAGCUAUCCUUAUGUUUGAUUCUGCAACAGCUGAGUAUACCAAUGGAUUUAGUCAUGAUGACAGAACUUUUGGUGCAAUGAUCUCAAGGCUAGUCUCUGUUAACCAGUUUAGGCCAGCAGAAGGAAUGCUGGAAAGAAUGAAGCAAGAAGAUUGCAAUGUUACAGAGGAUAUAUUUUUAACUAUAUGCAGGGGUUAUGGACGUGUGCACCGCCCGCUUGAUGCCAUCAGGGUUUUUCAUAAGAUGGAAGAUUUUCAGCUUAGGCCUACUCAGAAGUCUUACCUUACAAUAUUCGAUAUUCUUGUGGAGGAAAACCAUGUGAAAAGGGCUAUUGGUUUUUACAAGGAGAUGAGGGAAAUGGGAAUUCCGCCUAGUGUUGUUUCACUAAAUAUUUUGAUCAAGGCACUCUGCAAAAAUGAGGAAACUGUUGAUUCUGCUUUCCGGAUAUUUCAUGAAAUGCCCAACCGUGGGUGCCAGCCUGAUUCGUAUACAUAUGGUACAUUGAUUAAUGGGCUGUGCAAGCUAGGAAAAAUCGAUCAGGCAAAGGAGCUGUUCCAAGAGAUGAGUGAGAAAGGUUUGUCGCCUUCUGUUGUUAGCUAUACUACUCUGAUACAUGGAAUGUGUCAAUCUAAUAAUUUGGAUGAAGCUAUUGGAUUGCUCGAAGAUAUGACGAGGAAUGGCAUUGAGCCAAAUGUUUUUACUUAUAGUUCUUUAAUGGAUGGUUUGUGUAAAUGUGGACAUUCAUCACAAGCAAUGGAGUUGUUAGAAGUGAUGGUUAGAAAACGUCAUUUGCCUAACAUGGUCACUUAUAGUACUCUAAUCAAUGGACUGUGUAAAGACGGUAAGCUUAGAGAAGCUGUGGAGAUUCUCGACAGGAUGAGGCUUCAAGGAUUAAAACCAAAUGUAGAGAUGUAUGGGAAAAUCAUAAGUGGCCUCUGUGCUGCAUGCAGUUAUCAAGAAGCUGCAAACUUCAUCGAUGAGAUGGUUCUUGGCGGUAUCUCACCUACUCGAGCAACUUGGAGCUUUCAAGUCAGAAUGCAUAACAAGGUAGUCCAAGGUCUUUGUAAUAAUAUUGAUCCACCUCGCGCAUUCCAAUUGUAUCUUAGUAUGCGUACUAGGGGUAUCUCUGUUGAAAAUGGAACUUUUGACUGUUUAGUCAAAUGCUUUUGCAAGAGAGGAGACUUGCACAAAGCUGCUCGGGUUCUGGAAGAGAUGAUAUUCGAUGGCUGGGUUCCAGAUGUGGGAAUAUGGAAUGUAUUAAUGUGUGGACUUUGGGAUCGAAAAAAAGUGAGAGAAGCCACUGAGCUAUUGCUUGCUGAGCUGAAGCAGAAAUUUGUUGAAGCUGAGAGUUGAAGUUUGUGAGUAAAACCUUUUGCAUCACAUUGUCUCCCCUGGUUUUUCUUUUAUCAGUCACCGAACAUGUGAAGCCUCUACUAUUAUUGAUCUCACUUUCUCACUUCAAAUGGUCGGCAUUCUCUAAUGAUCAUUACAUUUGUUGUGUGCGCAAUUGGAGGCUGAAAAUACCUUAAUACCUCACCUUCUCUUUUUGUGGACACCACUAGGUUCUUGCCCAACCAUUUUUGAAACUUUAAUGAGGCAAGUAUUUGUUAGAAAAUAUUUUCCGGGGUUCUGGCCUGCUGGGUAAGGUAAACACAGGUAAUUAAAAAUUCUUUAUUUUGAUCAAAACCCAUUACAUGCUAGUUAUUUUUAUUUUUCAUUUUCGAGAAAACUUAGUUGCUCAGUCAAUUCCAGACAUCCAGUAAUUUGGCCAAAUUUGAAGUAUACUGCAUCUUUUCAUAGUGAAACUAUUAACAUUUUAGUUGGGAUUCUUAAUUUUCUGAUUGCUUUUUGUAUGGCCUGACUCCUCAGAUAUUUGAUCUAUCAUUGUUUUGUAUAAUGGUGUAUUCGCAUUAUAUCUUUAACAGGGUUAUGAUGUUCUGUUUUAUUUGUUACAACAAAAUGGAGAAGUUCAAAAUUCUUGCUAGAUAAGGUAAAUAUGUAGUAAAUAGAUUGUAUUUUUUACACAUCCUGUCUGGUUGUGUUAGUGGAUCAUGAUUAGCUAAUGUUGUGAUUUUCUGUUGGGGAUAACUUCACAUCUCUGCUGGAAACAUGUAUGUGAUUGUUAUUGUGAUUGUGAUAUGUUUUUUAGAUUCAAGAUACAUAUGUAUUGUCCAUCUAUACUCUAUAGUCAGGUCCACAUGUAAGUAUUAUAUUUCGAGUUUGCUUCAUUCCCACAAAGAGAGAGCAGAUGAGUCCAUAAGCUGAUCCCCAAGUCAACUUUGACGAACUAAACAUUUUUCCCCCUAGAAAAAGUUCAAAUAACUGGUUCAGUAGCUCCCAGUUUCUGUGGCAAAAUAUAUCCUCUUACUAUAGUACUUCAAUAUGAACUUAUGUUAGACAAGAAAAAUACUAGAUAGCUAGGUAAUCAAAAUGAUCGGCAUUAUAAUUGACUUGUGGAUACAUGAGUGGUCUUGACUCUUGACCACUAGCUUCCUAUCCCUGAAUAUUGAUAAAUUCUUGCUGAGUUCUGUCAGGUGUUUCUGAUUGUAUCAAACCAUUAUGUCUUUCCAGGCUGUCUUACCUUGUAUUUGCAAAGUAUGUACUAGUUGAUUUUAUGAAAUAAUGCACUUAGAUUGAAU
Cicer arietinum (chickpea) is the source of this 4073-nucleotide messenger RNA. RefSeq names its product pentatricopeptide repeat-containing protein At5g46100. Gene Ontology annotation, molecular function: protein binding; mRNA binding. The record is from RefSeq and is a predicted model, not a curated record. Lineage: Eukaryota; Viridiplantae; Streptophyta; Magnoliopsida; Fabales; Fabaceae.